GCGGCCCUGCGGCUGCGCCCUGGCCCCAGGACGCGGCGAUGGCAGCUGCGGCGGUGGCGGCCCCCGAGAUCCUUCGGGAAUGCGGCUGCAAGGGGAUCCGGACCUGUCUGAUCUGUGAGCGGCAGCGCGGAGGUGACGCGCCCUGGCAACAUCCACCGCAGAAAACACACCGUUUCAUUUACUACUCUGACACUGGCUGGGCCGUGGGAGCCGAGGAGUCUGACUUCGAGGGCUGGGCCUUCCCCUUCCCGGGUGUGACGCUGAUAGAGGACUUCGUGAGCCAGGAAGAAGAGGCCGAGAUGGUGCAGCUGAUGGACCGGGAGCCCUGGAAGCCCUCACAGUCAGGACGGAGGAAGCAGGACUACGGCCCCAAAGUCAACUUUCGGAAGCAGAAGCUCAAGACCGCUGGCUUCAGAGGCCUCCCCAGCUUCAGCCGGGAGGUGGUGCGGAGGAUGGGCCUCUACCCUCUCCUGGAGGACUUCCGGCCCGUGGAGCAGUGUAACCUGGACUACUGCCCGGAGCGCGGCUCGGCCAUCGAUCCCCACCUGGACGACGCCUGGCUGUGGGGGGAGCGGCUGGUGAGCCUCAACCUCCUGUCCCCAACCGUGCUGUCCAUGUCCCGGGAGGCGCCCGGCAGUCUGCUGCUCUGCCUGGCCCCGUCGGGCUUCCCGGAGGCCUUGGUGGAAGGUGUGAUGGCUCCCAGCAGGUCCGUCCUGUGCCAGGAGGUGGAGGUGGCCGUGCCCUUACCCCGCCGCUCUCUGCUCGUGCUCACGGGGGCUGCGCGCCACCAAUGGAAGCACGCCAUCCACCGCAGACACAUCGAGGCCCGCCGCGUGUGCGCCACCUUCAGGGAGCUGUCCGCCGAGUUCUCUCCUGGCGGGAAGCAGCAAGAACUGGGGCAGGAGCUCCGGCAAGUUUCUCUCUCCUUUCAAGGGAGGCCCAUGUGAGCCGCCUCCCGGGGACAGGAGCUGGUGCUGGGCCUGGCUGGGGCCACGGGCUCCAGAGUCGAUGAUGCGCCAGGACUGAAGCGGGGAAGCCCAGCACAAGGGUCUUUCUUCCCAGCCCGUUAGGUUUGAAGAGGAGACUGCGCGACACCCUGGGGCCGUGGUAGGGGGAGCCCUGGUCGGGAGUGCGUUUUGGUGGGAAUGUGUCUCAGGUCUGUCCCCUUUGACCUGCACCGUGCCCACUUGUUUGGGUUACUUAAUUUGCCACAGUUUGAGGGCAGUGGCAUAAUUUGAGCUUAAAAAUGUUGGUACCACUUGAAACCACUUUCCCCUUUCU
Messenger RNA from Ceratotherium simum simum (southern white rhinoceros), 1281 nucleotides. RefSeq names its product alkB homolog 4, lysine demethylase (gene ALKBH4). Gene Ontology annotation, biological process: protein demethylation; actomyosin structure organization. The record is from RefSeq and is a predicted model, not a curated record. Gene Ontology annotation, cellular component: midbody; contractile ring. NCBI's taxonomy places the organism in Eukaryota, Metazoa, Chordata, Mammalia, Perissodactyla, Rhinocerotidae. Gene Ontology annotation, molecular function: demethylase activity; oxidoreductase activity; actin binding.